Molecule: messenger RNA, 660 nt
Organism: Capsicum annuum
Lineage: Eukaryota; Viridiplantae; Streptophyta; Magnoliopsida; Solanales; Solanaceae
Product: probable LRR receptor-like serine/threonine-protein kinase At3g47570
Exons: 3
Coding region: 1-660 (219 amino acids)
Biological process (GO): protein phosphorylation
Molecular function (GO): ATP binding; protein kinase activity
Source: RefSeq, a predicted model, not a curated record
AUGGUUGCCAGAGUAAGUGACUUUGGUAUAUCUAAACUCUUGACAACGCAUGAUCCAGUGGCACUGACGAAGACCUUGGGCACCAUUGGCUACAUGGCACCAGAGUACGGGUCAGAAGGGAUAGUGUCAACAAUGGGGGAUGUUUACAGCUACGGCAUUUUAUUGAUGGAAACCUUCACAAGAAAGAAGCCAGUAGCUGAUGAAUUUGUUGGAGAGCUUACCUUGAAGAGAUGGGUUGUGGAAUCACAUCCUCAUAGGGUCAUGGACAUUGUGGACGCCAAUUUAUUUUCAAGAGAUGAACAUUUGAUAGCUAUUGAAGGUUGUUUGAGAUCGGUAUUGGAAGUAGCUCUUGAAUGUACUGUGGACUUGCCCCAAGACCGAAUUACCAUGGAUAAUGUCCGCGUUGGAGGAGAGGUAAAUCAUUUGCCAGAUAAUCCAACUAUGGCGCAAAUUAAGAAUCACAGAAAACAGGUUGCAAAAAACUUUAAAGCUCUCUCUUGCAUACAAUUAGCACUUUCGAAAGUAAUUUUCGCUAGAGUUAUGGCGAGUGAGACUGCAAAGAAGGCUUGGGACAAGUUGAAAGAAGAAUUUCACGGAAGUGACAAGAUUAGGCAAAUAAAAGUGAUAAAUCUGAGAAGAGAGUUCGAAAUUCUAGAAUGA